Molecule: messenger RNA, 4536 nt
Organism: Magnusiomyces paraingens
Lineage: Eukaryota; Fungi; Ascomycota; Dipodascomycetes; Dipodascales; Dipodascaceae
Exons: 1
Coding region: 1-4536 (1511 amino acids)
Source: RefSeq, a predicted model, not a curated record
AUGGUUGAUCUAACUGACCAAGGUCCACCAGUAAAAUCAUCAGACUCUGCUGUAAUUAAAAAUAAGACUAGGAAAAAGUCUCUUCCGUCAGCUUCUCCUUAUUCUUCUUCUACUCAGCGACGUAAGAGCUCUUCUCCUAAAAGCCCAGAUGAUAAUAUUAACAACAAUAACAAUAACAAUAACAACAACAACACUGCAGACCCAGAAAUAACACCAAAGACUAAAAAAUCCAAAGGAAAAAGCAUAAAAUCACAAACAUCUACUACUUCUACUAAACGACCCUCUCCUUCGCAAAUUUCUCACCGGUCUUUCCGGUUCAUGGUCGAAACCACCUCUUCCAAUGAUGGCAAAUCGCUCGAUGAAUCCCGAAUCCAGUCGGCCAUCGACCUUGUGGAAGAAAAGGGGUUGUCACGCCGCGUUGCAGCCAGCAUGACACGCAUCUCGGCAAACACCCUUAAGCGACGGCUUCAAGGAUCGUUACCCCGCGUUGAGUACCUGGAAAAGCUUAAAAAAAUUAGCAGCAGCGAGGAAAUGAUGAUUGAGUGUGCCAUUGCAAUUCUUAUUCAUCAAGGGGCAGACCUUAAACCCUCUGGGCUUCGAUCAAUCGUAGCUCUUUAUCUCAGCCACGUUGGAUCCCGUCCUGCAGUCAACUUUUUCUCUUCAAGCGAUCAUAUUAAACGAAAAUACCCCUUGGAGGACCUCACCUCCGUCCGCAAAGGUUGGUGCAGCAGGUUUUUCAAGCGCGCGCGAUUCCUCCAACUGCGUGAUGGUUAUAUCCGCAUCAAAGACGACGUGCCCAGUAUCAUCAACGCAUUGGAUAUCGGCUCAGAACCCAUUGACAACCAACAAAUUGUGCUGACUCCAGAACUUGAGCUUCGAGGUAGAGUUUCAGACAGCACAAAGUACCACCGGCUGGAUCACCGGUUCAUGUAUCCAAACUCUGGCCGAGAUUCCAUUAGAGCAUCAACACUAAAAGCCAGUGAAAAGGUAUAUUUAGUAGAUGACGAAAAUGAAAGGGAACAUGGAGAAAAGGAUCAAGACAAUGAUGAAAAUAAAGAGCCAGAAAUCAUUUACAAAAAGGAGAAAAAAGAGAAUAAUGGUGGUGAAAAAAUUAAAGAGGAAAAGCAAGAAGAUUCUGUGCAAUGUAUAGUCAGUACAACCUCAUCUGGCCAGAUCUUUCAACUUUCCGGAAUGCCUGUACCUUUACCAGAGCAUAAGUCAGAUCUAUCUCGGUGGGAUUCAUUUUACGAUACUUCCGGAACAGCCGAAGCCCAGGAACACAACCGCACGCACAGCCCACAUGUUCUUGUGGAAGAGGCACUUUCAAAGCUCAAAGAUCUGACCCAGACCACAGAGUACAAACUGGUCAACAGCAUUGCACAAAAAAUUGAGCUGGUCCCCCAGCAACAAUCACUCGGAAGCCCAACAGAGGAAUUAACACCAGUCAAAGUAGAUCUCUCAGAGUACCUCCAGUAUCUUGGCACAGUGGUCCGCUUAGCUGAAACCACCCUUAAAACUGUACUCAGCACCCAAGUCUAUGCCGACUUCCAGUUGGUUUCUGCCUUGGAAACUGAUGCAGAUUACUGCUUGCAUAAAGUUCUCAACACUGACGACGAAAAACCGGCAGCAAAGGCCUCCUCCAAAACUUCAUCAAAACCAGUAACUAUUCCAACAGCUUCAGUAGCAGAACUGGCCAGCUCGAGUUCAGAAUCUUCGUCGCCUAAUUCAGAAGUUGCAGGUAAAAUAGACCCUACUUUGUCUACAACGUCUCCAAGACCACUGGCUUCUUCACCAUCCUCUUCAACGUCUUCAGAACGUUCUGGCUUGUUGAGCCCUCAAAGCCAAAACAAUGAAGAUGAUUCUAUGGCGCAGGAUCUGGAUAUUCUGCGAGCUGAAGAAAAAAACCACUGUCUUCAAGAAAUGUACUCUAAAACUUUUAUAUCUCUCCGGUCUGUGUUGGGGCUUAUCAGCAACGUGGUUUACGAUCUUUCAACCUCAGUUACUAUUGUUGCAGACAACAAAGUUGUCCAUAAGGGCCGUGUUCCCACCAAACCCAUCUCCUCUGCUUCACAGCUUCCCGUAUCAUCACGACCCGUUUCCACAGAUGCUCGGUUUAAAGCUUCAACAUCUUCAAUUGGUAACGGUCGGACUGUCAUGACUCCACCUGAUAGCGACCAAUCGGGGGAAAAAAAUCGUAUACCUUCAACUGUGUCUAUUACAGCUGCAUCUGUUGCGCUUUCGCAACAACAGCAGCAACAAGCUCAAGCGGUGGCUGCAGCUAUGAGUAAGACACCAACACCUACAGGCAAGGUCCCAGGUAGUAUCCGGCCAGUAGUCGGAACCAUUACGCAGAAAUUGCCUAUUCCAACUACACCAGACACCCCGCAACUGGACUCUGGGUUUGGACCAGGUACAAUCCAGACUUUGCAAGUAGCAGUCACACAACAGAUGCAAGUACAACAACAGAUGCAGAUCAUGGCGCAAAACCAGCAGCAGCAGCAGCAACAACAACAACAACAACAACAACAACAACAACAACAGCUUCCCCCGCAAAUGUUUGUAGGCGGGCUUCCACCUGGUCCAAUACUAGCUCCUGUUAACCUGGGAGCUCCGCCAAUAAUUCCCAUGGUGCCCAGUAGCAGCAGCAUAAGUCAUCCCGGAUCCCCGGAAAAGUCAAAACGACACCGGCCACAGGAUGACGCAGACUCAUCUACUGAAGAUAUUCAGUUUAAUACAAUGGUGACGACAUCGCUGCCCAUUGCAAUGCCCAUGCCGCGUGAACCUGAACCACCAUUGCCUCCGAGCCCAGUCAAACCACCAACAAGCGGAUCGCCACAACGAGCGUCAACACCCAAGCGUAUUGUGUCCCGUAAACGAAGUCGCACAAAUCUUAAAGGCCAAUACGCAGUUCCUAACGACCCAGAUGAGGUUCCUCCACUACCUGAUUUGCCUAAAGAAGGUGCUCUUCCUCAGCAGCAAGUGGAAACGCCUAUACUUCAUCAGGGCCCAAUGUCAAUGGACAUCAUGUCAAGUGCAUCAUCGUCAAACAUUGGAGCUCAUGGACUGGGGCUUUAUACAACACCUGGGUUUAUGCCAUCGCCUGAUUUGUAUGCUAAUGCAAGGUUUGAUACUGAUUCUGCGUUCCAGACUUAUUCGAUGGCCCCACAACAACAGCAACAGCAGCAGCAGCAACAGCAGCAGCAGGAUCAGCAACAACCACAACAGUCUCGGCCAGGGAUCAACACAGAAACCUACUUCAUCUCAUCGUUCACAGGGGUGCCUGCAACAACUGCACAACUAGCGACAGCUGGUGCUAGCAUGUUUACUAUGGAUGGCAGUGAGGGCUACGGAAGUGGAGUGGUGAUGGCCGAUUUAAAUGCGAGUUCCCCUGAGCAACAGUUUUCCUUAACUUCCCCUCUAGUUGCGGGACCCACUGCUAGCACAGAUAGUGGUACUGGUGGAGGAGGUAUGGGAGGGUUUUCUGAGCAGCACCAACGGCAUCAACAGCAAUUUACACGCGCCAUGAGUACUCCAACUCUGGACAUGUCUUAUAACUUACCUGGACAGCCUGUUCCCCCACGAGUUGUGGGGCUAGGCCCAAUGAGCCCUAUGUACUUAAAUGUACGGCCAGAAUCCCAGCAACAACAACAACAUCAUCAUCAUCAUCAUCAUCAUCAUCAUCAUCAACAUCAACAUCAACAACAUCAGCAGCAACAACAGCAACAGCAACAGCAACAGCAACAGCAACAGCAACAGCAACAGCAACAGCAACAGCAACAGCAACAGCAACAGCAACAGCAACAGCAACAGCAACAGCAACAGCAACAGCAACAGCAACAGCAACAGCAACAGCAACAGCAACAGCAACAGCAACAGCAACAGCAACAGCAACAGCAACAGCAACAGCAACAGCAACAGCAACAGAAUAUGCACGCCACCAUGCAGUCAGGGACUCCUGGGAGGUCUGCUUCAGAUAUUGUGGGAUUGGGAUUGCUAUCAUCUAACGACACGGACAGGUAUAUGGUAACAACUGCAACAGGAACACCUCCGGCAGCAACAGCCACAAGCAAUGAUUAUGUGGGAACAUCUAGUCAUGCUUUAAGUGAAAACAUGGGGCUGGCUAUGCCACGGAGUAAAAGUGUGUCGGGCGCGGUGCCGGUGCGGGGCGCUGGCAUCGGCGAUCCCCAGCAGCUCUUAGUCCAGCAACAGCAUCAUCAUCACCAUCACCAUCAUAUUCCUCAGCAUCACAUACCCCAACAUCAUCAAUCGCACCAGUUACUACCACUGCUGCCGCCGCAGCAGCAACAGCAACAGCAGCAAUUACAGUUUAUUUUCUACACACCUACCGGUGGGCCUAUGAAAAAUGAAGGAAGUGUCAGCAGUGCAGGUGGUGCAUUGUCGGACUCUGGGUCAGUUGGAGUUUCACCUGUAGAGAUUCGUCCUGAUGGUGUGCAGGCGGGUAUGUCGCGGUUUGGUACCAAUACGUUUCGACGGUACAUGCCUGAGAAUGGCGGCGGGUUUCACGAGACACUAUAG